CGCUUAGCACCACCAACUACCACCAGGGAGUUUCUGAAUUUAGUGCUAGCUACUGGUAUAGCAUUUCCAGUAACAGUUUUAUAGUGUUUUGAUAAUGAUGUAUACCCGGGUUGGGGUGGGGGAUACUGGGAGGGGGAGGACUUUGUUAGUUAAUCGCAGGAUCUAAAUUGUUUCUAUUUUUUUCCUGCUUUGUUGUCUUACUAAUGCAAUGCAAGGCCGAUAUACUCUCCAUUUCACUUGAGGAGGGUCUAUGCUACCCAGGACACUCUCCAGUUAACAGAUUAGACAACCUUACAGCAAGAUAGCUAUGGCAGGUCAUCAGCACAUGAUACAAGUUGUAUCUUAGAACACACAUAGCCUAAACAAUCGCAUCAAACGAUUAUUCUAGAUUACCUUAAAAAGAUAGGGGUAGACCUGUUCAUGUUCUAAGAGACACAUUUAGUAGGUCAAAGAGUCAGGGCUCUGAGAUGGGCAUGGGAGGGCAGCCUUUUGCAUGCUGAAUACUUCUCCCACUCUAGAGGUGUAGUGAUUUUCACUAGGAAAGGUCUGGGCCUAGGGCUGAAAGAGUUGCAAACAGAAAUGAAAGGCUGAUACAUUGCACUGAAAUGACAGCUCUAUAACUGCUGUCUAAUAAUUAUUAAUGUAUAUGUUCCAUCUCCUUUUACCACAACUCUCUUAGAGAGAGGCAAGUUGCCGCCAUGGGCCAAUACCCAGUCAUAUGGCUAGGGGACUUCAAUGCAAUCCCUGACCCCUCCAUGGAUAGGCUCCGUCCCCUCCCACAUAACACCUCAAUGUACGCCAACUGGAUUACACGGCAUGCCUGCAGGAUGGGUGGAGAUGUAAACAUUCCACAGCUAGGCAGUACUCUUGCUAUACAGUAGCAACAUCAGCUCUAACAUUCAAGGCUGCCAUGCUGGAUUUUGGAGUAUAGGCAAUUCAGAUACACUCCUUUAUCAAAGUGAUGAUCAUGGUCUUUUUUUCCAUCCAGUAUCACCAAGAGGGAGUCUGAACUCUGAAUGAUUCAACCCUAUUUAGGUGUUCUAGAGAUGUGUUUGGAUUUGGAAAUAAUGAACGCAAUACAAUGUCCUGAGUUGUAUGAAAUUCAGACCCAACUUUGGGAAUUAAUUUGUUGGCUGUCUUCAGCUUGUCUUGCCAGGAGGUAAGUUUCCUUUCUGAAAUGGACAGAGCCUGUAAUUCACUCACUCUACUUGCUGAGGUUAUUGUCCCAUUGGGGGCCAAAUUAGCCUCUUGUGGGCAUGGGAAAGCCCGCGAAAAUAAGUUAUAUAUAGAGCCCUCCUCGCAGCACCCGUGUCAGCGCAGCCUGGGGAUAGCUUCAGAAGAAUUUCACCUCUGACCUGCUCGUCGCUGGGAAGAUGUCAGCACCAGGGAGCAGCAAUAGACAGGCUGUGGGACUUGCUCCGACUGAUAGGGAGCGCAUAAUGAGCUGGAUACAGACAGCACGGCCGGAAGAACUGAGCCGAAUGAUGCAGCAGACAGGCAUUGCGUCGCACACCAAUGAGGACGGGGAGGAGGCGGCUACUCCUGAUUCAGAAGACGCCCCCAGUCCGUUAGGCAGACCCACUGUGAAGAGAAAGCUGGCUCUGAAGUGUUCCACACAGAGAUAUGCAGCAAAGACAAAGAAGGCUGCAAUAAAGACUGUUAACAGCAGGAAUGCGUGGCCAGCGAUGUCCCCGCCUAUGGCUAGCACUAGUCAGGCUGUGCAGGGGGAGUUUUUCCAGCCCACUGAGUCCAGUGGAAUGUUUAAUAAAACGCUGCCUGUUAUGUCUUCCCCUCCCCUAUUCUCUUUCCAGCAGGCACCGAGUGACACAGGCAGUGUGAGCAGGGAACAACCAGGACCCUCCAUUCAGCAAGCAGGCGACAUUCAGAAAAUUUGGAUUUUAGGACAUUCUUAUGUACACUGGGCAGAGCUGAGAGCACAGAUAAGGAAGGGUGCAGCAAAUUUAUACCUUUCAGAUAAAAAGUACAAAGUAAUAUGGAAUGGUAUUAGGGGCAUGAGAUGGGAGAAGCUCUUCCAAACUCUAACAGUGAUGUUAAAAACAUGGGGAUACCCUAAGGUGAUUGUGAUACAUUUAGGUGGAAAUGUUAUAGGGUUUAUAAAAACAAUCCAAUUGAUUAAGUCCAUAAAACAAGAUUUGUGCCAAAUUUCUUUAUUUAUGCCUGAUGUUUAUUUGAUUUGGUCUGAAAUUGUCCCUCGGCUGUGCUGGCAAUCCCAACUAUUAAAACCACUUGAGAAAUGCAGACGUAAAAUUAACCAUUCAAUUGCCAAGUUUGCAGGCAAGUUGAACAUAACUGUAUACAGACACCAUGAGUUAGAGAAUGGUUUUGAAGGAUUGUUUAGAGAGGACAAGGUCCACUUGUCAGAAAUAGGAUUGGAUAUUUUCAAUGUUGGACUGCAAAAUGCAGUGGAAAAAGCCUUGUUUUGUGGAGGGGGGCCAAGCCCAAGUUAAGGUUUUAACUGGUCUUGGCGUGGCGGAUGUUUAAAAUGUUAAUUGGCUCCUGGCCGAUACCAUGGCGGGGCUCAUAUAUACACUGAAUGGCAAGCUCUGCAAUUGUACGGAGCUGGGCUUGGUUAUUACUGUUAAUUUAAGCAGUGAAUGUUAAUGGAGUAAUUACAGAUGCUGUUUAAUAAACUUGGCUGUGGCCUUUCUCCACACAUAACAAAGUGUUUAUGUUUUAUUUUGCUAAGAACGGUUCCUUAUGUUUAAAUGUUCAUGCCUACUGAUCCCAUGUCCCAUUGGGGGCCAAAUUAGCCUCUUGUGGGCAUGGGAUGGUGGCAUGACAUGAGGUAGAUGGGCUCAGAUCCCAGAUACAUUCAUAUCAUUAUAUAAGUUUAGUUAUAAAAGUUUUAUUACAGGGCAUCCUAUAGCUUUAAAUGCACAGCUGGGCCAGCAGGUAUGUGAUUGGAGGCCCCCCUGCUGGCUGAAAGCCCGCGAAAAUAAGUUAUAUAUAGAGCCCUCCUCGCAGCACCCGUGUCAGCGCAGCCUGGGGAUAGCUUCAGAAGAAUUUCCCCACCCACCCACCCUCAAGUUAUAUAAAUUAAAAAAAAAAAUGUCACAGCCAAUUAUAUGGUUCAUAAUAAAUGGAUUCAUUAAUGGCGGAUGUUUAAAAUGUUAAUUGGCUCCUGGCCGAUACCAUGGCGGGGCUCAUAUAUACACUGAAUGGCAAGCUCUGCAAUUGUACGGAGCUGGGCUUGGUUAUUACUGUUAAUUUAAGCAGUGAAUGUUAAUGGAGUAAUUACAGAUGCUGUUUAAUAAACUUGGCUGUGGCCUU
This is a messenger RNA of Xenopus laevis (African clawed frog), 3291 nucleotides long. RefSeq lists its product as uncharacterized. The transcript is spliced from 2 exons. The record is from RefSeq and is a predicted model, not a curated record. NCBI's taxonomy places the organism in Eukaryota, Metazoa, Chordata, Amphibia, Anura, Pipidae. Bases 1374 to 2468 code for a protein of 364 amino acids.